ACCGGGGGAAAGAACUGGAGACCAAAAGACCGAAGAAACAGAAUCUCUGUGUUUUAUCAUCUCCACGAGAGCUAUUUAGGAAACGAACUGCUGGUGGGAUAGGGUCGAGUCGUCUUUCGGGGUGCUGCUGAGACUUGUGGGGUGCUGGGUGUGGGUCUACAAUGCAGGGGCAGUUGUCGUUGAGUCUGCCCGGCAGGAGCCAAGCUCCGGCAGCAGGUGUGCCGUCCCGCUCCCUGCUGGAGGUGGCUCGGACAGUUCCCACCUGCAGCCUGAGCCGCUGAGCCGCGUGGUGCUGAAAUGGACAGCUCCUCGGUGGCUUUGCCCCUGAAUGGCUCCGGGAGCCAGGAGAAGGCCGCUGGGGACCAGCUCUCCGGGCGCUUCUCCACCAUGUGGACCAUCGUCCUGGCCGUCCUCAUGGCUUUGUUGAUCGUGGCUACGGUCGUUGGCAAUGCCUUGGUGAUGCUGGCUUUUGUGGUGGACUCCAGUCUGAGGACGCAAAACAAUUACUUCCUUCUGAACCUGGCCAUCUCCGAUUUCCUAGUAGGUGCCUUUUGCAUUCCACUUUACGUGCCCUACGUGCUAACUGGCAGGUGGACUUUCGGAAGAAGCUUUUGCAAGCUCUGGCUGGUGGUUGAUUAUCUGCUGUGCACCACGUCGGUCUUCAACAUUGUGCUGAUUAGCUAUGACAGAUUCCUCUCGGUAACAAGAGCGGUGUCCUACAGAGCUCAGCAAGGGGACACCAAGCAAGCCGUGUUCAAGAUGGCGAUGGUGUGGGUCUUAGCCUUCCUGCUCUAUGGACCUGCAAUUAUUAGCUGGGAGUACAUAUCCGGCCGAAGCAUCAUACCCGACGGGGAAUGCUAUGCUGAGUUUUUCUACAACUGGUAUUUCCUCAUCACGGCCUCCACGAUCGAGUUUUUCACCCCAUUCAUCAGUGUCGCCUUUUUCAACUUGAGCAUUUACCUGAACAUCCAGAGGCGCACCAAAGCCCGCUUGGAUGUGGUGCAUGAGGCUCAGAACCAGAACUUUGUGGAGGAGAUCGAAAUGAGCCCUGAAGCCAAGCUCUCCAUGAAAUGCUGCAAGUGGGAGCAGAGAGACCUGGCGGAAACUCUGGGUGUCCCAAAAUGGGACGCCCAAGAAGAAAGCAGCAAAGAGAGUACGAAUGUCAAGAAUUCGAGCAUAGAGAGCUCUGGGUUUACCGGCAGCAAAGCAAAGCUUUUCAUCAAAAAGAACUACAAACACUCAGCAUCUACUCUUUCUCUAGAGAAACGGAUGAAGGUGGCUUCCCAGAACAUGAGCCAGCGUUUUAGGCUCACCAGAGACAAGAAAGUAGCCAAGUCUCUGGCCGUUAUAGUGGGGAUUUUUGGACUCUGCUGGGCACCGUACACUCUUCUCAUGAUUAUCCGAGCUGCGUGUCACGGUCACUGUGUCCCCGAGUACUGGUAUGAGACCUCCUUCUGGCUUCUGUGGGUCAAUUCUGCCAUCAACCCUGUCCUUUACCCCCUCUGCCACCACAGCUUCCGGAGAGCUUUUGUUAAACUCUUGUGCCCCAAGAAACUCAAGAUCCAGCCUCACAGUUCCCUCCAGAAAUGCUGGAAGUAACCAGUUUCAAUCCAUUGUAGGCUAGAAAGGAUACUUUCUGCCAUAUUGCUCUGCAGGAGUUUGCUUCUUUUGAG
Messenger RNA from Lacerta agilis (Sand lizard), 1673 nucleotides. RefSeq names its product histamine receptor H3 (gene HRH3). Gene Ontology annotation, cellular component: membrane. The coding region runs from base 298 to 1599 and encodes 433 amino acids. Gene Ontology annotation, biological process: adenylate cyclase-activating adrenergic receptor signaling pathway. Gene Ontology annotation, molecular function: histamine receptor activity. The transcript is spliced from 3 exons. The record is from RefSeq and is a predicted model, not a curated record. NCBI's taxonomy places the organism in Eukaryota, Metazoa, Chordata, Lepidosauria, Squamata, Lacertidae.